UUCACAUCUUAAAUACAUUCAUAGAUUAAUAGAGGUAUUAUAAAAAAUAGGUUUAUAACAGUAAGACAGACAUAUGAUACUUAUAAAAUAUGGAAAAAUGGACCAUCGUACUUGCAAUAUUCUUCUUCAACCACAGUUCGGCGACUUCAAUAACAGAGAAACUUCCGCGUGAAGAGUUCUCCAAAUUCCCGCUUUUUCGACAUCUGGACCGGUUCACGCCAUGCGUGGAGUUGAAGGGAGGUGCGUACUGCAGCACCAACUUCCAUCUUGUAGCCGCCGGUCACAACGAGCUGUACGAGAAAAUAGAGAAUAUAACCACAUCGGCGGUGAGACAUUACAAUUACCGGAAUCCGCAUUACGGAUACUGCGUCACGCAGCGCUGCAAGCAGUUCUACAAGGGGGACUCUGAUUUGGAACUGCUGGAGGCGAUGGGCGCGUGCCUCAACCAUACCCUGGAGCGGGAGUACGGGCUGCGCGCGCGCAUCAACUACAGCACGUGCUACCGGCACGGGGAGCGCAAGCACCGGGUCACGUGGCUGGACUGCGCUGCUGCCGUGUUCUUCCUCACGAUCUUUGCGUCUGUUGUAGCUGGCACCUCAUAUGAUAUCUUCGCCACAAAUAAGGAUCCAAACUGUUACUUGACGUGUUUCUCCCUGCCGGCCAACUGGGCGCAGCUGAAGGCACCCUGGCCGAGUGACAAGAUGACAGCUCGACUCGUUGGAAUCAAUGGCAUGAGAGCAAUUACUUCGAUAAUGGUGGUUUAUACACACGCGGCUCUUGGCAUCGGCCUCACUCUUGAAAAUCCGUAUGAAUUAGAACAAAUAAUGGAGUCAUUCAGUUUCCGGCUCAUGGGACACACGCACAUCGCAAUGCAGACCUUCUUUGUCUUUUCGGGAAUGUUCAUGACAUACUCUCUCCAAAUAUCAAAUGAGAGGAACCCCUUGACGUUGCGGUCGCUGCCGAAGGCAAUAUUCUUCAGAUGGUACAGGUUGGCACCCGUGUACCUAGCCACGAUAUUGUUCAGUGCAACGUGGUACAAGUUCUUACCCUAUGGACCCUUCUGGCAGGAGCUGGUAAACGACGAGGUCCACGACUGCCAGGCGCACUGGAGCUCCAUGUUCUUCUUCUAUUCCAAUUACCAGUACGGAAGCCAAUGCAACCCGCAUCACUGGUCCACAGCCCUGGACUUUCACAUGCACAUCUUGGGCUUGCUAGUGAUGCUGAUUCCGUCAGAGAAGAUGAGGAAUACGGCGCUCUUCCUUCUCUGCGCAAUCGGUAUAGUGGUACCUGGCAUCGAGGUUUACUUGAGGGACAUUGAUGGCGUGAUACUACCGUCUGGAAAAACCAUGCAAAGUCUUAGGACAUUUGACAAAUACGAAGUGUUCAACUACAUACACAAGCGCACGCACAACAACAUACCAGUUUUCAUCAUUGGCAUGGCGUUCGGAUUGUUCCUGUACAAGUUCAUGAAGAACCCCGUCGAUACCACUAAAUAUAAGAAAUACGCCCCCCUAUACUGGCUGACGUUCCCCCUGAUGAUGGGGAUGUUGAGCCUAAAUUCGUCGCUAUUCCUGAAGGAAGGCGGGCGGGCAUCCCUCCCCACCAGGCUGUUCUACGCCAUGGUCCCCAAGAGCCUGUGGGGGUUGUUGAUUCUAACCACCAUAUUCGGGAUGAUAUGUAAAGUGGAGAACGUAUACCGUCGUAUCCUGGAGUGGCCGGGCUGGGUGUCCCUGGUGCGGCUGACCUACUGCACCUACAACGUGCACAUGACCAUCAUACGCUGGCUGUACGCAGAGGACACGCAGCUGACAUUCGUCUCCGAGCUGCAUCUGGUAACCAAAUCGAUGGGCGUCAUCGUGUUGACAUUCAUCCUGUCGACAUUCGUGUGGUUGUUCGUAGAGGCGCCCUUGAACAAUCUCCUCAAAAGGUUUUUAGGAAAGAAAUCCAUUCUUCAAGUUGAAAGUGAUAAAAAUAAAUCAGAAUAAAGUCGAAGAGAGAGACAUUAAAUAUUUUCAUAAAAUGUUUAUUUGAUUGUAUCAUUUAUCUAAUUAAAAUUGCUUAUAAUGUCUUCAAUUGUUACAAAAAAACGAAAUUGUGCUAAGCUUUGAGGUGUAUUAAAGUUUAAAAAUAUUUAAAAAGCGUGCAUGGAAGCGGAUGACGGAAUUGUGUGAAAUAAAUACGAUACCCA
Messenger RNA from Chilo suppressalis (striped riceborer), 2188 nucleotides. The record is from the annotation of a GenBank genome assembly. Lineage: Eukaryota; Metazoa; Arthropoda; Insecta; Lepidoptera; Crambidae.